AUGGCCGACAUCACCGAUCAGCACGACCAAACGUCGCCCACCGACCUCGAUGAGCACGGAAAUGGCGCUUCUGCAGGCGAAAACCGUGGCGUCAAACGCCCUCGUCCCAGCACCGCAGACGAUGACGAUGACGACGAUGAGAAGGGUGGCCGUGAGCGUCGCAAGAUUGAGAUAAAGUUCAUCAGCGACAAGUCGCGUCGCCACAUUACUUUCUCGAAGCGCAAGGCCGGUAUUAUGAAGAAGGCGUACGAGCUGUCCGUUCUCACCGGUACACAGGUGCUACUCCUGGUGGUCUCGGAGACCGGAUUGGUAUACACCUUCACCACCCCAAAGCUUCAGCCGCUCGUCACCAAGGCGGAGGGCAAGAACUUGAUUCAGGCAUGUUUAAAUGCACCUGAGCCCAAUCCCGGCAAUGAGAACGGUGUCGACGACUCCAAUCAGGUUGACUCGCCUGAGGAGCCUCCCAGCGCCCACCUGCCACCGCAACAGAGCCGAGCCAUGCCGCAGAACCCGCACAUGCCUCCCAGCUAUAUGCCCAAUGUCCCGAUGGACCCAUCGCAGGCCCUCGCAUAUCAGAGUUAUGUCCAACAGCGCGGUGGGCAAUACGCAAUGCCGCCACAGUCCGGCUUGCCCCAGCACACAUCUCACCAGUCAUAG
This is a messenger RNA of Phaeoacremonium minimum UCRPA7, 657 nucleotides long. RefSeq names its product putative mads box protein. Bases 1 to 657 code for a protein of 218 amino acids. The transcript has 3 exons. The record is from RefSeq and is a predicted model, not a curated record. Gene Ontology annotation, biological process: positive regulation of transcription by RNA polymerase II. NCBI's taxonomy places the organism in Eukaryota, Fungi, Ascomycota, Sordariomycetes, Togniniales, Togniniaceae. Gene Ontology annotation, molecular function: protein dimerization activity; DNA-binding transcription factor activity, RNA polymerase II-specific; RNA polymerase II cis-regulatory region sequence-specific DNA binding.